Messenger RNA from Caenorhabditis briggsae, 1098 nucleotides. RefSeq names its product Protein CBR-MEL-47 (gene Cbr-mel-47). Lineage: Eukaryota; Metazoa; Nematoda; Chromadorea; Rhabditida; Rhabditidae. Bases 1 to 1098 code for a protein of 365 amino acids. Gene Ontology annotation, molecular function: RNA binding. The record is from RefSeq and is a predicted model, not a curated record. The transcript has 6 exons.
AUGGCUUCCAGCUCAACUGCUUUCUAUCUCAAAGACGCCGGGUUUCACAUUCGCAAUGUUCCAAAGGAAUGGAACGAUUGGAACUUGUUCCACAUUUUCCAAGUCUUUGGAAGAGUCGGAUAUUGCCGUGUUGCAGGACAAUCAAAUGAUAUGCAGCUUGGAUUUGUGAACAUGUUGUCUGCUGCGGACGCCGAAGAAGUUCGUAAGAAUUUGCACGAUGGAAAUCUGAUUGGAGAUAACUAUUCGCUUAAGGUCAGUGACCAUAAGAACAUCGGUGGAGCUCUUCUUCCAAUGGCUUCCAUUUCCGUUCAAAAGCUUCUUUCUUCGCCACCAGCAAAAUCUGGACCAGUUCAUCUGUCUUCUUCAUGGCUUCCUCUCAACAAAGAUAUCGAGGUUGAAGUUGUCGACUAUCUUCCAUCGUCGUCAGCAGCUAAGGAUGUUUUCGCUCUAACGAUUCUCCGUAUCAACGAUGCACAGUCAAAUGAGAAGUACAAUGCGAUGCAUGAAAAAAUGAAUUCGUAUGCACAACUAGUGGCUUUCGAUUCGGAGCUUCAGAUCGGUUACGAUGGUGUGUUCCGAGAGUCGCCACGCUCCAUCAAGCGAGUUCGUCGUAUUUCGGCAACAAAGCUGUAUCUCGUUGAUUUUGGAAAGAUCAUUAACUACGAGAAGAGCAAGUGCUUCCAGAUUCCUAAAGUUUUCCAAACUAUACCGACAAGAGUGUCAUUUUGCGGUCUCGAUGGUCUCACUUGGUCGGAACAAGCUAUCCCAUCUUUCGACAAUAUUCGUGAAGUCGUUCAGAAGUGGGGUGCGAUGGAAAACGCGACUCUUCACGCCGUGACUUGCGGUUUCGCCGGUGCUAUCAACAUGAUCAACCUAUUCUGCGGAAACUCUGUUCUUGCCGAACGUCUUCAACGAAAAGGAAUUUGCGAAUACCUGCCACGCCAUCAACAACCUCGUUUUGCAUACUCUCGUGAUUCUCUUCUCAAGCACACCAACGCUGGAGUGACUGCUCACAUUUCGAACGAUGCUGAUGUGGUGAAGGAUCUUUUGAAGAAGAUCGACGGAGUCAAGAGCAUGCUUCGUGAGCUCGAUCUCUAA